CGAAUCCUUAAGGUUGAUAUGACGUUAGUUGAACCUUUUUGGAGUUGGGAUUCACGAAUUGCACAAUUAAUAUCCUCUCAAAAAUGUCUGAGAUCUUUCAUAAUGAAACGGGGCAAAUGUACGGAUGCGUUAAUUUCUGACCUAGAGUUACAUACAGAUUCUCUACGACUUAUCCAUUUUCGUAGGGUUGAUUUUUCAAAAUGUUCAUCAAUUGGUACUUUUAAAUCAAAUUGUAAAAACUUAGAAGUACUAAUAAUUCAUGGAUGUAAGUAUUUAUCAGGGAAUGUACGCGAAGAAUUGAUUAAUGCAUCAUUUCCCAAGUUGGUUGAGCUUGAUGUUAAUGGAACUGAUUGUGAUGGAGCAAUUGUUUCAUGGAAUAAUUGUGUUGGUAGACGUAAUGAACACCAAGAACUAAAAUUCUACUGA
Molecule: messenger RNA, 426 nt
Organism: Dentiscutata heterogama
Lineage: Eukaryota; Fungi; Glomeromycota; Glomeromycetes; Diversisporales; Gigasporaceae
Source: the annotation of a GenBank genome assembly